Molecule: messenger RNA, 870 nt
Organism: Kwoniella shivajii
Lineage: Eukaryota; Fungi; Basidiomycota; Tremellomycetes; Tremellales; Cryptococcaceae
Exons: 8
Coding region: 1-870 (289 amino acids)
Biological process (GO): fatty acid catabolic process
Cellular component (GO): peroxisome
Molecular function (GO): 2,4-dienoyl-CoA reductase (NADPH) activity
Source: RefSeq, a predicted model, not a curated record
AUGUCAUCCUACAAGAUACCAGUACCCAAUAGUAAACAUACUUUCAGGGAUGAUUUGUUCAAAGGAAAGGUAUUGUUUUGUACAGGAGGUCGAAGUGGUAUUUGUUAUAAAAUAGUCGAAACUAUGAUGUCUCAUGGUGUUGAUGCUGCUAUAGUAGGAAGGGAUGCGAAAGGAUUAUUGGAAUCCGCUCAAUCACUCGAACGAUCAACAGGUAGUAAAUGCAUCGCGACUUCUGCAGAUGUACGAGAUCCUGAACAACUGGGGAAAGCAGUCAAGGAAACAAUAGACAAAUUUGGUAAAAUUGAUUAUGUUAUAUGUGGUGCUGCUGGGAAUUUUCUCGCGCCAAUUGAUAACCUUUCCCCACGAGCUUUCAAAACAGUGAUCGAUAUCGAUUUACUGGGAACAUAUAAUACCAUAAAAGCGACUAUACCUCACUUACGUCAAUCUCACGGUGCAUACUUGCACAUUUCAGCUACGUUACAUUAUAGGGGAUUACCUUAUCAAGCACAUGUAUCAGCUGCCAAAGCAGGUGUGGAUGCUUUAAGUAAUGUUCUAGCUGCUGAAGAAGGUCCGAGGGGUGUGAGAAGUAAUGUCUUGGCACCAGGCCCAAUAGGUAAUACAGAAGGGAUGUCAAGGUUAACACCGAAGGGAUGGAAACCUGAGAAUGACAUUCCGUUGGGUAGAAUCGGUGAUACAUCCGAUAUAGCAAAUGCAGCUGUAUUCUUAUUUUCGCCUGCGGCAAGCUGGAUAACUGGUACUGUCACUGUCGUCGAUGGCGGUGAACAUCACAUUAGACAGAUGUCAUUACCUUAUCCUCAAAGUUUAUUAGAUCCGGAUAGCGUCAAAGGAAUUAUUAAAGGGAAGUUGUAG